Lactuca saligna is the source of this 516-nucleotide messenger RNA. The record is from the annotation of a GenBank genome assembly. Lineage: Eukaryota; Viridiplantae; Streptophyta; Magnoliopsida; Asterales; Asteraceae.
AUGCAAAUCCAAUCUUGGAUGUACAUUAUAAUGGCACGUUUUCACUUACCCUAUUGGUGUAUUUUGAUGCAACCAGAGCAUCCAUACAAUACAUGGGUGUAUACGAGUUCCUUCCCCGAUUUCAUCUAUUUUCUUGAAAAAUUAUUAACGACAAGUGCAAAGAUAUGUAUUAAUUAUUGUCUACAUGAAGCAAGUUUGGCUGAAGGAUUGCAUGUCGUACAAAAUGAGUGUGAUUUUAAUGAGUUUCUUGAAGCUGCCAAUGGAAAUAAGAGAUUGGAUUUGUAUGCGGAUUACUAUCAUGAACCUUUGUUUGAUUGGAUUCAGGAGGAAGAAACAAACCUUGAAGAUGAUGUUGUUUCUUUUGAUGACGUUGACUCCAUUUUAGAAUAUGGUGAUAAAGGUGAACAUGAAGACGAUGAUGAAGUUAUAUCUCUAAAAAGAAACUUCAAUGAUCACUUCUUAAACAAACUUUAUCCGGUAGAGAAUGAUAGUUGGUUGAAGAAGAUGAGAAUGUAA